Molecule: messenger RNA, 3513 nt
Organism: Betta splendens (Siamese fighting fish)
Lineage: Eukaryota; Metazoa; Chordata; Actinopteri; Anabantiformes; Osphronemidae
Gene: pjvk
Product: pejvakin
Exons: 6
Coding region: 1858-3090 (410 amino acids)
Biological process (GO): programmed cell death
Cellular component (GO): cytoplasm
Source: RefSeq, a predicted model, not a curated record
AUGUACUGGACAGAUCAUGCUAAAAAUAAAAAUAACUUGCAGAUGAGUAUUGAAAAUCUUUUUGCCAUUUACCUGAAAUUCAUCUUACUGACCAACAUCUCUGCUCUCCAGCUUGAGCACUUUCCAGUGUGCAUGUUACAUUUAUCUGAUGUGAUUUCCAGACCAACGCAGAAGUAGAACAUGGUCCUUAAGUAGAUGUCUCAAAGGCAGAGAACAAAACAAACCUGCAACCUUAAAUAUUAAAAAAAAAAAACGUUUUUAAUUUGAUGUGCUGUGUCCAUGCCUGCCUCAGGUGACAAUUCUGACAGUGGAUCAAGUGGACUGAAUGUGUAUGCUUGGUAAAACAAGUCAGGAAAUAUUUGUGGAACAGACUGGUUUCCCAUUAAAAACCCAGAGUCUGAGGCAGAGCCACAAGGGACCUUAACUGAAGCAGAUGGUAGGACAGUUGCUCCAUGUAGAUCAGAGUUCAGCUUUAGACUGGUGGUUAGAGAACAUUUGAUUAAACAAAAAGGCACAACUAUCAGUCUGUUUCUCCAAAAACCUUAACAACCACAGAGGUCCCAUGUUCUCACCUUGGAAUACAAUGCAUAAGGUCCAACAGGAAACAGAUGCACUUUUUUUUCUGAGGGUAUGAUGUCUGAUGAUACAUCCAUCCACCAGCAGUAACCUUGGUGCCCACUUUGCUCCUGUCAUGUCCAGUAAAGCCACUAGAGGGUGCAAUACAAUCUAUGGGAGCAUUUCUGGUCUGAUGUGAUCUUUGGUGGAUCUACUCUGGGAUGUUCACAGAAUAAUUUGAGGGGCUGUUGCAGCCUUCAGCCAGCAUGAUGGCUGACAGUGUUGGGUUUCAGUCUUCAUCAUUCAUUAGUAGGCCUGCCAAAACCCAUCGCAGCAAAACGCUGCAUAUACAUCAGAGAGCAUUAGCUGUUCCCUGAACCGCUGGUGAAUUCUAGCUCGGUAUCAACAGAAAGAUGACUUGCUAUAUUACUAUUCUACAGUUUUGUCAAUUGUUGACAACCAAAGUAAUGUUAUGGUGAUGUGGUCUGCAUUCUCUCUAGACGUCCAGCCACUACACAUUAAAGUGAGCUACAGAUCAUGCUUUUUGCCACACACCAGGCCAUCUUAGUCUCUUUUGUUAUGUGCAUCGUGUGUCAUGCCUUUGUGACAUUCUGUUUUUGCCCAAGAGAAUUUAAGCCAUGUAAUGGAUUUUGUCCAGGGAAGGUGCACCUGUCCCAAAACACUGUACCUAAUCUACUGUUACUUUUCAGAAAGCAGAAAAAGCUUCUCAGUAGGAGACAGAUGUUUUGACUGUUUUUAUCCCUGAGUCAUUCUUUUGAAAAACUGUGCUGUGCAUGAUCUCCUUUGGCUGUGACUUGAAAAUUACAGGGAGUGUAUUGUACAGCCAACUAAUGCUGACCGUAGCUUCUUACAUGUGGUAUUUAAAAGUCUGGGUCUUUUUCUGGACGUACUGUACUAUAUAAACAAGACACCACAGAAGGGAGCAGCUUAUGAUCAUGAAUGCAGGAGAAACACACUGAGAGACCGGCUCAUCAAUUGGUAAAGUGGACUUUACCCAAAAUUUUAAAAAAUCUGAGACGAUAUAAUUAAAGAUUUGCUUAAAAAUAUUCAGGACUGUUGUUUUUACUGAAGAAACACUUGUAGUCAGAGUCUACUGUAUAUUCCUUGUUUUGUGGAUCAUGCAUCAUCACGUAUGUGUUUUAGUUUAAAAGAUCCAUCAUUUUCAUUUUGCAUCUCCUUUAUGACAUCACAGGAAGCUGCAGGCCUACAGAGACCUAUCAGGUUAACACACGCCUUGUCCCCUAUUCCCUUACACACCAUCUGCAUUAUUUAUCACAUCACAUGUCUGAAACAACACUCCUGAAUUGGCUUCAAUCAGCAAAACUGCAUCCAGCAGUGACACCAGACUCAAUACGUGGGUUUUGCAAGAAGGAAUAUUUUUCCAGCUUUGACGCAUAUGAAAUGUUUGCCUCAGCAACUAAGAACUUUGUGAAGCAAGUUGGAGACACAGGAAAGCUGAUCCCUGUUCCGAGUCUUAGCGAGGCCGACCGCUACCAGCCGCUCAGCCUGGUCACCAGGAAGAGGAAGAGGCAUUUCUUAAAGAAGAACAAGUAUGCCUCGACCCCUUUCUCCUUGAAAGACAUCCUGGUAGGAGAGAAGGAGAUCAUAGCAGGAGUGUCUUCCUACCAGCUUCUCAACUAUGAAGACAAAUCAGACGUAGCUCUUAACGGUAGAUUGGGAAAUCACAUCAUCAAUGACGUGGGCUUCAACAUCAGUGGAUCAGACUCUGUGGCUGUUAAAGCGUCCUUCGGCAUCGUGACCAAACAUGAGUUGGAGGUUCCCACUCUGCUCCGGGAGCUCAGCUCCAGGAAAGUGGACCUGGAUCACUGUCUGGUUCGUCAGUCUAAAGAGAGUGGAAGAACUGUUCUCUGUGUUGUUGUGGAGAGUAUCCGCACCACACGCCAGUGCGCUUUGUCAGUCCAUGCCGGGAUGAGAGGGACGACCAUGAGGUUUCAGAUCGAUGAUGGCAGAAACCCUAAAGGUCGAGACAAAGCCAUCGUCAUCCCUGCUCACACCACAAUCGCCUUCAGCAUUUGUGAAAUUUUUGUUAGACUGGAUGGGCGCCUCGACAUCUGUGUAGCCCCAGAGUCUCAGGGGGGAUUCGAGCGGGAGCAGAUCAGAGAGCAGCUCGGUGGCAUCAUUGAUCGCUUCUCUAUUGGUCGACUGCGCAGGUUUCUGUCUGGGAUUGUCUAUGGAAACCCCUUCAGAGCAGAUGAGCGAACAUUUGAGGAGCUUACCCACUCAGACACCUACAUGGACGACAUGGUAACCGACUACUACGAGAAGGCCGCCAGCAUGACAGAUAUGUCUACGGCCUACCUGAGGGAGAGCUCUCACACACGGGUUAACCUCCUCAAACACAACAUACCCAAAGGACCCUGUGCUCUGUGCGGCAUGGGCAGCCAGAAGCGGGAAACAGUCUAUGGCUGUCUGGAGUGCUCAACAGGGGGCCAAAAAUAUGUGCGCCUGCAUGUGGUGCCUUGUUUUGACCUGUGGCACAAAACACUAAGGUGACUGCAAAGAUUUUAUGAACAGCUUUGUCAUGUUCUUACAAGAUCAUACAAGUGUAACUGUUUACCAAGAUGAUUUAUGCACUGUAUAUAUUCUCCUUGUCUUUUGAAUAAGAAAUAAAAACAUAAACUUUUGUAGAAUGAUGCCACACAUGCAGAGCAGCAAUUACUUUUGCCAACAACAUCAGCAAAAGAUGGAUCGUGAACUACUCACAUUUUGGGUGUAAUGCAUAGCAUUAUUUAAAGUUGGUUCUUGGCACCAGGUCUGUUCUACAUCUACUGUAGCUGCAGGAAGAUGAAUUAUUUAACAGGGAAAUUAACAGGAUUAUCUGAAACAAGAAGACUUUUAUUUUUGUUUUAAAAAAUGUGUGUGCACUGCAUGAUGCAAAUGAUGAUCUAAUGUUCAUGUUAUUAAAGUAUGAAAUCC